Heterostelium album PN500 is the source of this 2778-nucleotide messenger RNA. Its product is annotated as eukaryotic translation initiation factor 4E. The transcript has 5 exons. Bases 1 to 2778 code for a protein of 925 amino acids. Gene Ontology annotation, cellular component: eukaryotic translation initiation factor 4F complex. Gene Ontology annotation, biological process: translational initiation. Gene Ontology annotation, molecular function: RNA 7-methylguanosine cap binding; translation initiation factor activity. NCBI's taxonomy places the organism in Eukaryota, Evosea, Eumycetozoa, Acytosteliales, Acytosteliaceae. The record is from RefSeq and is a predicted model, not a curated record.
AUGAAAAACUAUUUCAAUGUAUUACAAGAUGACGAUGAAGAUGAAUUCGUAAUGGUCGAAAGUGAUUCUACCAACAAGUCGAAUGAAAAACCUGUAAAGAAAGAAGAUUCAGAAAAUGGUGGUGAUUUGGAGGAAGGUGAGAUCGUAGAGGAUCAAGUCGUACCAAAUGUUACUAGUACACAUAAUAAUAAAAAACAACAUCAAGGACAUGGACAUGAAUUGGAAGAUGGUGAAAUCGUAGAGAACCAGAAAUCCAAUCAUAAGAAAUCUGCUCUGCAACUCAAUAAGCAACCACAAUACUCGAUCGAUUUGCAAUUCGAUUUUUCGAGCACCGAAUUCUCAGAGUUGGACCAAACCAAGUCGUUCAAUGACACCUGGGUACUCUGGUACGAUAAUACCAAGAAAGCAAAGACUCAACAAACCCCUCAACAACCAGCUCAACCAGAUGAAAACAGUUUAUAUCUUCAAAGUUUAAAUAGAGUUGGAACUUUUAAUAAUAUUCAAACAUUAAUGCAAUUAUGGUCAUCAUUGACAUCACCAAUGGAUACAAAUAUCAGUAUUUUCAAAGACGGUAUUGAACCAGCAUGGGAGAGUGCAAAGAAUAAGGAUGGUGGUAAAUACUCUGUUAAUUAUAUUCUUAAAGAUAAUAUUGAAUAUGCUAAAGUAUUAAAUAGUUGGUUUACAUUGGUAACUUCAAUUGUAUUUGCUUCACAAUGGGAGAAUUAUGAUCAAACCAAUGGUAUCGUUAUAUCAUUUAGAAGUUGGGGUCUAAGUAUCAGUCUUUGGAAUAGUGACUCUGAGAAUCAAGAGAAAGUCAACAGUCUAAGAGAUGCCUUACAGAAUCUAUUAAAGGUUAAAUACACAAAAUAUUCAUCACAUAAUAACACCAUAUUAUUGAAAACAUUUAAAAAGAAUGAUGAAAAGAAGAAAAAGAUGAACUUUAAAUUCCAAAAGAAUAAUAAUGGUGGUAACUCUAUUGGUUCUGGAAAUAACAAUAAUAAUAAUGGUGGUUUCGAUAACUACAACAAUCAAUACUCUGGAAAUAAUAGUAUUACCAACAACAGUCAGUCAUGGAGUGAUCAGACCGACGGUAAUGACGGUAUCAAUGUUUUCGCUUCGGCUUUCGGAAAGUCUGGAUACAACAUGCAAAACAAUGGUGGUAAUGCCAAUAAUAGCAACAACGGUAGCUGGACAUCACAACUCAGAAAGAUUAAACCAUUGACUUUGGGAAGUUAUCAACCAAAUCAACAAGGUCAACAACAACAACAAGCUCAACAACAACAACAACAACAACCACAAACUGUUAUUGUUAACAAUUCUUCAUCUGAACCAGCUGUUCCAGUACCUGAAAUUCCAGUCGGUAUGAAUGCAUGGGCAACCGGUAUCCUCCUUGGAAAAGAACCAACUCCAUUGCAAACUCCAUACGUUGCAAAGAAGUCCGCUGAUUCAAUUCCAGUAGUUGAAGAGCAACAAGAACAACAAGAACAACAACAACAGCCACCAGCUCAACAAGAACAACAACAAGUUGAAGAAAAGAAGGUUGCCGUACCAACUAUUCCACCAUCGGUAAAUGCAUGGUCAACCGGAUUGUUAUUACCAAAAUCACCUUCUGUCAACAAUAUUGUUGAGACUACUGCUACUUCCAGUGAGGACACUACACCAGAAUCUGUUACUCCAACUACCACCGCCACUAAAGAGAAGAAAGAAAAGAAGGAAAAGAAAGAGAAAUCUUCAGAGCAACAACAACAACAACAAUCAAAGAAACCAGAUACAGCUGCUGUUAAUGCUUGGUCAACUGGAUUGUUGCUGCCAAAGGAAGUCGAACAACCAAAGGUAGAGAAGAAAGAGAAAGAACAACCACAACAACCACAACAACAACAACAAAAGGUAGAGAAACAAGAAAAGAAGAGACAAUUGAAGGUAUCAGAUGAGAAAGUUAAUGAGACAAACUUCUGGGAAUCAAAUCCAACUACUACCACUGCUGCUGCUAACGUUGCCUCUAAAGACGAGUCACCAAAGACUGUUGCUGCUGCUUCUACCUCUGCACCACAACCCGAGCAAUCAAGAGAGAGAAAGAGACAAGCAAGACACGCUACCACCUCACCAGUUGUUAAUGCACCACCCGUAUCUCUAUGGGAGCAAAAAGACAAUGUCUUGAAGUUGAUGGAAACCAUUGCCAUUGAACAACCGACUGUUGUUGUUGCUGCUGCCGUCACCAGUGUAGAGACCACCGAGACCAAAGAAGAAUCAACAAGAUUGACACUCCAGAUUAAACCACAAGACAAGAAGGCAAAGGUACAAGAGAUUCAACCGGUUGCAGCAACAGCUGAAUGGACAUCAGUAGAAGAGAAGAAACCAAAGAAAGAAAGAAAAGAAGAUGAUGAUAACAAUAGCAGUAAUAAUAAUAAUAAUAAGAAGAACAGUUAUAAUAAUAAUAAUAAGAAAGAAGAAAAGACAUCGUUAAUUCAUGCUUUAUUGGUUGAAGAACCAAUUGAAUAUAAGACACCAGUUAAACCUAAAUCAUCAUCAUCAUCUACAACAUCAUCAGUCACCACAACCAAUGUAUCUAACAACAACAAUAACAAUAAGAAAGAUAAAUCAAAUAGUAGUAGUAAUAAGACUAAAGUUAGCAAACCAACCACACCUGUUACAACCACAAAGCAAAUCACAAAGAAAUCAACAAACAAUAACAAUUCAUUUGAUAUCAAAUUGGUCGGUGCUGGUGCUGUCAUUUUAGUAUUAAUACUUGCAAUCCUCUUUAAAUUCAUUCUCAAUUGA